This is a messenger RNA of [Torrubiella] hemipterigena, 1197 nucleotides long. NCBI's taxonomy places the organism in Eukaryota, Fungi, Ascomycota, Sordariomycetes, Hypocreales, Clavicipitaceae. The record is from the annotation of a GenBank genome assembly.
CCCACUCCCGCGAUCGCAUCUGCCCAAAAAAAAAAAGGUUGCUUCGACCCCUCCAUCGCACCUACACCACAAAUUCAUAUUCACCAAACCAGACUCGCAACCAUGGCGUUUUCAUUCUCCUUUGCGGGAGACGACAUUGAUGAGACCGCUGCGCCAGUCGCUCUCCCGCAACCUGCGCAGCAAUCCGCAUUUCCUGUCCAGGGCAAGCCAAUGCUGCCGCCAACCCUGCACCACAUCGACGAACUCCUCGCCACAUUACCGUCCAAGAUUGCCUUUUCCGGCCUUCCUGUCGCACUAGAAGAUGCAGCAAACUCCGAAAUCACUCUCCCUCGCCGCGAGCUCUGGGAUGUGCGCUUACAGCUCAUGGCUGAGGACGGCAACCCCUCCAACGAUACUGCGACCUCUGCAUCUUCCGGCCUAGGUACACACGACGUCAAGACGGGCGUAUACGAAGGCGGAUUCAAAUCAUGGGAGUCAAGCGUCGAUCUAGUCAAAGUGCUUGCUGCCCAAGAUGCACUUGCGCCACAAUCCAACCCCGUCACUGUUAUCGAACUCGGUUGCGGUACCGCCCUCCCCUCCCUCGCCCUCCUUCAAACCAACACCACAAACACUCCCAAGACCUUUAUCCUCGCCGACUACAACCCGACCGUUCUCCAGCACGUUACACUUCCCAACGUCCUUCUUACAUGGGCCGUAGCCAAUGCUCCUCCAUCAUGCUACAAUGAAGACAACGAACUCGAAAUCACACCUGAAGUGCUGGAUGCUUUCCGUGCAUACCUGGCAAACACAAAUACUAAUCUAUACUUCCUUUCUGGAGCUUGGGGCCCCGAAUUCGAUACGUUGUUGACAAGCCUCCUGCCCGAGCAGCCAACAAAUACCCUGCUCCUCGCUGCCGAGACUAUAUACUCCCCAUUCGCGCUCCAGCAAUUCACUUCGACCCUAUUUAGUAUCCUUAAUCACGACCAUGGACGCCAAACGAUCUCCUUGAUCGGCGCAAAGAAGCUUUACUUUGGUGUUGGCGGUUCUCUUGACGAUUUCGUGGACACUGCUCGAGCCAAUGGCGGUGCAGUCGAGUACCUCCGCGAAGAGACGGAAGGCGUCCGUAGAGGAGUUGUUAAAUGUACAUUAUCACAAUAGAUACAACGAAACAUAAAGACCAUAUAUAUAAAAUAAAGACACUUCAUGACAAGUUUCUUG